Molecule: messenger RNA, 6845 nt
Organism: Dermacentor silvarum
Lineage: Eukaryota; Metazoa; Arthropoda; Arachnida; Ixodida; Ixodidae
Gene: crm
Product: protein cramped-like
Exons: 20
Coding region: 113-3799 (1228 amino acids)
Biological process (GO): pattern specification process
Cellular component (GO): nucleus
Molecular function (GO): chromatin binding
Source: RefSeq, a predicted model, not a curated record
AAGCGACUGCAAGCCAAACACGCCUUUGACAUUUUGUGCGCGCUGUACAGGAUCGGCGGUUGGAUACCUCUGGUCCCGAGAUGUUGGAGUUAUAGAACACGUUACCGGUCCGAUGGUAAAGCGCAAAAAGCCUGGAUCAUGCUCUGCACAGGAAGAAAAGCGCCCCGAAGAGUCAUCAACGGAGACUGGGAAGGAAGCUGGAGAUGCAUCGGUUCCCAACCGCGCCGAGGUCCAGCCUGCUGCUGUUCAGCAGCUCGCUCGCACUCGUUCCCAAAACGCUCCACGUCUCGGCUCGCCCAGCGGAUUAAACAGUGCAGCGGCUGGUGACGAUGGUGUGUCCGAGAAGCAAGAAGUCAAAAGUGCAGUGCCUGUGCAGCGUUCAAGUUUGCGCGUUACGAAGCGACCGCGCAAGGACGCCAGCCCGCCGCCCAGUUCGUCCAACCCGCCCGCCACCAAUGCGGCUGCAAACAAGAAAUCCGCUGUAUCAAAGCAAGGUGGGGCUGAUGCUGGCAAGACACGCCGCCCGUGGGAGCUGUGGAGCAUCGAGGACAAGAAUGCCUUCUUUGAAGCUGUUUGUGAGUUUGGGAAAGAUUUUGAGAGUAUUCAGUCAUAUAUCGCUCAGCGGAGCAAGAAGAAAGGUGUGCCCGCACACUGCAUCAAGAACAAGGAUCAAGUACGGCACUUCUACUACAGGACAUGGCACAAAAUAGCGAAGGUCAUGGACAUUGGAGAAGGCCGUGAAGAUGUGAAGAAGCAGACACAGGAACUCUAUGGGCUCAUCAACUAUGCUGAACUGCGAAAAAAAUACAGCGCAUGUAUUAAUCAGAAAAGUGGACAGCUUCUCACUGAAUUAGUUUUGACUGGUUCAACUAUGGUGAAAAUUCGGGGCAAACGGAUUCGCAUCAAGACUCCAGUAUGCCGAGCUCUCAAGAAAAUCAACAAUGUUGAUACAAAGGAUGAGCCACCCAAGCUUCCACCUGAUGUGUGGGUGGAAUUCCGGCCUCGCACCAAUGCCGCUUGGGUGCAGGUGCAGUCUCUGGCUCAGAAUCCCCGGGUACGCACAAAGACCAGCCUACAGCGCCGGCUCUCCAAUGUGCUCGAGCACUUGCAGGCGCGGUGGAAACCACUCCGCCUACGACAGAAGGAACAGGUGGUGGCCAGCCUGGCAGGCACAGACUGCAAGGCCCUGGCCUCGAUGGAGCCCGAGGUGGCACAGGAGCUGCGAGUCUGGCCCAGCACCCCCAUCUCACCCGUCAGCAUCUCGGCCAUGGCCUCAAGCUUGGAUGUGUCCUUUCAAUGCCACCGCAAGAAGGCUGCCACCAUGGCGGACGGGCUCAAGUCACGCCCCACAAGGCCAACUAAGCAAUCACGAGCCAUUAAGGCGGCAGCGUCCCAGACCUCCACAACCACCACAACUUCUUCUACAGCAACCGGAAAUGCAGCGCAAGAUUCGACAACAGAUGCUGUUGCAUCUAUUGAGCCUGCUCAGCAAAACAACAGUAGCGGCGGCAGUGAGACGGCGUCACAAGGCAGCAGUGUUCCGUCCUCCCCACCACCACCUGCGGGACAGGUGGAGGAGAAUCCUGAGGACGAGGCCGCAAAGUCAUUGACCCUGCUGCGCAGCAUGUUGGAGCCUGAUCCACCAGCAACGACAGCGAGCACUGUUUCAGAGACUCAGUGUUCAGCUACUCCGAAUUCAUGCCUCACCUCUUCACCACCGGUGACUCCAACCCCAAUGCCAGCGGCCAUCGAGUGCGUCCAGAAUAUCCUGGCGGACGGCAGUGCAGUGGCGGGGGGCCUGACGCUGGGCCAGCUGCUAGGCAAGGCUGCUGAGGAGGCUCGUCAGGGCGGUGAGGAAGAGGAGGACGAAGAAGAGAAGGCCAGGAGAAAGAAGAAGAAGCAAGAGGCAGAAGAGCAGGAGGAGAAGAGAAGCCAGCAGGAACAGGAGGAAGAGGCCAAGAGGAAGGAAGAGGAAGAGCAUGCCCGUGAGCGCAGCACCAAAGGAUGGACGGCCCAGGAGGCUGGACUAAUGACCAUUGGUGAACUCUAUCUCAUGAUGGGGUGCCCAAGCAAGAUAAUUCUUCAUUAUGAUUUUUGUCCUGUGGAGCAAAAGGUUGACAGGAAGUCGAAGAUCAGCCUUGAGUGCACAACAAUGCUGAAAAAAUUGCUCAGCCUUGCAACUGUCAUGUUUGCUGAGAAGAGCAAGCAGGGUCCCCUGUCACCUCCUGCGGGCAGAUGUGGCAGCAGUGCUGGAGCCGGAGGUGGCCGGGGCACUGCUGCUGUAAGUGGCACGCCCCCUUCGGGCAAAAGCGGAGGCGGUGGUGGGUCUGGCGGAGCACGUGCCAAUGCCGGAGGCACCCCACCCUCGGGCAAAAGUGCGGCGAGUCGCGCCCUUGGCCGUAGCCCGUCAACGCGCACAGCCCAGCGGCCCACAUUGCAGCAGGUGCAGCAGGCGCAGGUGCUGGAAAAUGCAGCCGAUGGGUCGGCAGCCACCACAGCCUCUGGCACCGACCAGCACGUAUUUGUCGUCCCCAUGGGCAUGGCACCUCGAGCUCACAAGCAGGCUGGGGUACCAGGCAUGCCCACAAACAUCACACAUCAGGAGCAGCUGGAUCGACUGGUUCCAGGAAACAGGCGAGGCAUGCGCCUGCGUGCGGUGCGCAAGCCCUUGGUGGUCCAGCGGCCCCUGCUGCCCCGUGCCGACAGGCGUCCCGUCACACUGGUGCAGCUUCUGCCCUCGACCCAGGCCACGCUGGCUGCUGUUGUGCAGCCCUUGGCAUCAGAUCCCCUGCCCCAGGGCAAGGGGAUUGUCAAGCUCAUCCACCCGGCAGCCACCACGAACAUUGCUGGGGCUACAUUCGACAUGCAGCCCGUGCAGGUACCGCUGAUCGAUGCCAGCAGCGUGGCAAUGGCAGUCUCGUCGUCAGGGCAUUCCAUCACCACAAGCAGCCCUGCUGUCGUGGAGGCCACCAGCACAUCCACUGUGCUGGUGGCCUCACAACAAGCUCACACAGUGGCUGUCGUCCAAAGCACGCCACAGACAACAAACCUGGUGGUGGAUGAACCGCCUGUCCUUGCUCUGGCAGAAAGCACAGAAGCAGCGAAGACCCUUGCUGAAGAUCCAUUGGAUGUUGCUGCUACUGCUGCUGCUUCACCUGUCAGAGUCCAGCCCCUUUCACCACCAAACAUUUCAUCUCUACUUGACAUUUCCUUACCUGAAAGUCUUCCAUCAGAAGGCACGACUGCACAGAUCUUGGAUGAUGCUGCCACACUACCAAACUUAGGAGCAGCACUCUCGGGUCUCUCAUCCCUCGACACAGAUGGUCCUGCAAUCGAAGCUAGCAACCCUCUGCCAAGCUUUACUGCUGUCUCGGACUCAAAUCUUGCCUCUGCCUUCAAGCUGGCCUGCGAAGAAGCGUCUGUCACUCCCGUAGAGAAAACCACUGUCAUCGACAAGACAGACGGCUUGACAACACCACCCAUGAGUCCAUUCAAACUUGUUCAUUCAGCUCCGGAUCCCAAUUGGCUGAAUGGAGAGGGCUCAAAUUUUUCACUGAGUUCCCUGCUGAACACACUGGACUCACCACUCAAGGUGACCCCGGUAGUAACACCAGUGGCACCUGAACCCCCUGUUCUAGCCUUGGAGAACUCAAGCCUGGACUCUAUCUCAAGGCUGGCACCUGAUGUCGACACCCAGCUGCAGUGCCUCAUGAAUGAGAACAGCGUAGACUACGUCGCAAAGUUUGCCGACCUCGCUGCGCAGAUUGCCUCGUCCAAUUCAGAGAGCAAAGCCACGUAGAGACUUGGACGUCAUUUUCGGGCUCACUCAUUGUACAUAGUUGUGUACCAUAGAACUGUUGGAAACCAUUAUUUAUUGCACUUUUGUAGUGUUCACUUCGCUCCGGGUGUAAAUAGGACUUGUACUGUUAACUGCGGAAUGCAAUACCACUGUGUGGCAUGAACACUUUGUGUGCAUUACAGGAAAGCCCGGAAGUUUUGCUACUCUGUCUUUCUGGCCAUUUUCUUUUUUCGCUUGUUGCAAGUGUCCAAAGUGUGAGAAAGGGUAUCACAGCAGUGUGAUGUGGAGCGUUGAUAUUCUGUCACCAGCGUUUUUCAAUGUGUGGCUCAUGCUGAAAUGGUUGCGUGCAUAAGUCCGGCCUGGCAAGGCACCAUCUCUCACGUCUGUUGAAACUGGCACAUGUGUAUUCUCAGUGGUCAUCGAACAAUGCUGUCAAGGUUAUUGAGACAUGUCUGGGUUUAUCAGAAUUCGCAGCCUAUUCCAGGUGUGAGAUAAUUGGAGUCUUUUAGCAUAGCAUGCUGCGUGACCCGCAGCCUUUUGUAGUCGCAUGCAUGCUUGCUUUGACACACAUGCACAUGCAGCUGUUCUUGGAGCUCACCAAACAGAAUGCAAGCCAGUCACAUACUUUCUUUGUUACUUGCUCUCCAGCAGCUCGUGGCAUAGAUAAUACAGUCAAACCUUGCUGUAAUCGAGUUGCAUCCGACAACGAAAUAUUUUGGUUAUAUCUGAUAUUUAUUAUAAGCAUAUACCGUAUUUACUCGCACAAUGAACGCACUUUGUUUUCCUGAAAAAUAUGCGCAAAGUUGGGGAGUGCGUUCAUUAUGCGGGGUCUUUUGAGUGAUCUUUUUCUGCUGCCACCUUUAAAAAAGUCACAGUUUAUUUCGCCUGAAAGGCGAACCAUCAAUUGCGAUAGCAAAUGCGUAGACAGCUAUACGAAAUGAGGAUAGUAGUUUUAUCGGUUGUGUAAACUUCCAAACAUUCACUAUGUAAAUUAACAAGCACGGUGUCAGCGCACACAGGCAAGGUAAACAUGAACACAUCACACUCGUUGAUUGCGGGCACUCGCUGUCAAAACGUUGGCAUGAGGAAGUGUAGCAGCAACAGCAAGCGAAAUGACCUUCAUGCUGUGUAUCACUUCAACGCAAACUGAGCGGCAAAAAUGGAGCACGCACAAAGGUACAAGCCUCUGUCGCACUGCUAGACUCAGUCCCGGACACAGACCGCUUUCAACAUGCGGCCGCACAAUGCGUAGUUGCUGCGUCUCCCCCCUCCCUCCCCUCGGUGCCAUGUGAACAACAGAAUACGGGGCGUUUCCUCCCCGCGUUCCUUUCUCGAACGCGGGAGAUUGAGGCGCGAUCGUCGGCACCGACUGCAAAAAUGCGCCUGGAGUGUCCCUAUAAUUGCUAUUGCAAUAAAAGGGGAGACACACGGUACGAUUCGGCGUUCGAUUCAGCAUUUGAUACGGCGUCCAAUACAAUCGGACCCACCGGACGCCAUAUCAGGCGCUGAAUCGUGCCAUGUCUCUCCUACUUCAUGCAGCAAGUUCAGGGUGCGUUCAUUAUGCGAGGAAAAGAAAAAACACUUCUUGAUUGGAAAAGUAUGGGGGUGCGUUCAUUAAGUGAGUGUGUUAUUAUGCAAGUAAAUACGGUAUAUUCGUUACAUGCUGAUAUUGGUGACAUUUCAGUGUCUUCGUUAUAAAUUAUUUGUUAUAUCUGAUACAGUGGACUUCCAUUAAUUCGACAAUGACGGGACCAGCGAAAUUGAUUGAAUUAUCCGGUGGGUUGAAUCGAACAAGAGGCACAAAAAAACGCCGAUACACACUGCUGAUUCAUUUGGCAGUAUUUUCCCGAUUCUAACACAAAAGAGCACCCACUUUCUAUUUGUUCAAAGUAGGAAUAUAAGUUAAAAAACAAAAAAUUAUGUUAUACAGUAAAACCUUGUUAAUUCGACACGCGUUAAUUCAGAUAAUUCGGACUCGUCCUUUCGUCCCGACAGGCGCAUGCAUUAUUUAAUGCAAUCAAACUCUCGUUAAUUUGGACGUAUUUGGCCACACAUCGGUUAAUUAAGACAACUCUCGGAACUCGGUGAGCCCGGAGCGCCGCAAAUGCGUGACGCAAAAUAGCAAAAACGGCGUUAGCGUCCACCGAAACGAAGCGGCGGAGUCCGCAUCGCCAUAGUCAUCAGCAGAAAUCGUACGUGAAUGACAGCAAUGCCAGAAUGCUUUGUGCCUAUUUGUUAUUCUUGCAUUUAUCACCGCACUUAACACCACGCUGGCCGCGUGCUGCCAUAACUGUGUAGCCGUCCACGAUCGCAUCGAUAGUCACCACGGUUUCGUCCACAGCGGUUGCGGCAAACAGUAGUAUCGUUUUUACUCGGUGUGGGCGUCGGCCGCGUGCCUUCGCAACUGCGUAGUCGCCUUUCAUGGUAGCGUCGAUAGUGGCCAUGGUAUCAUCUGCAGUUGCGGCAAACGGUAGUUUCGUUUUGACUCGGUGAAAAGCUGUCGAGGAUGAUGAGCACUGGGUGCAUCGCGGUGGAAGGGCGGUCUGUUGGCGACCAGCUCACAGGCGAAAAUAUAAAUGGUAUGUGCGCGCCGUAGUGGAAAGCGUGUCACAGAUGAAGGCGCGCGCCGCGGCGGGUUGCGAAGGAAGUCGCGAGGCCAUCACCGCUGCGAAAGCCAAUAAGCCACGAGAUGAUGAGAAUUGCAGCUUCCGCACUGCAUUUGCACAAAACAGAAACAGGUUUUCUUAUAUAUUCAGUAAUUAAAAGUGUGUUGACUUAGCAUCAGUUUAUUGUUUUCUUGAUGCCCUCGAUAAUUCAGCAUAAGGUUAAUUCGGACAUUCGGUCCCGUAAAAUUUGAAGUGACGAGGUUUUACUGUAGCUCCUAAACAACGUAGAAAUUUAAUGUGCAUCCGAUAUUUUAGCAAGGAAGAAGUAGCAUGCUUCCGAUUCUGCAAAUGACAAAAGGUUGAAACCAGCAAAGUGUGCUUUGCAGAAUAUGAAUUUAUUCACAACUAAUAUCUGUUGUUGCUAUCUGUGAAUAUCGAAU